AGUCAACCUUUCCCCAUCGAACCGUUCACGCCGUCGCUCGCACCCCUCACGCGGAUCCGUCCCGAAUCCAACGCCUGCCACACCCCACCCUCCCGACGGGCAAAUGCUAUAUAAUCUCACGGUACCCACCUCCCAACGAUCCCAUCAAUCCGUGCUUCUUCGAGACAACAAAUCUUCCCCAAUUCCUUCGUCUUGCACGAGAAACCCAACAGACUAGCUAGAGGCUGAGAUGUCUGGGAGAGGCAAGGGCGGGAAGGGGCUGGGCAAGGGCGGCGCGAAGCGGCACAGGAAGGUGCUGCGCGACAACAUCCAGGGGAUCACGAAGCCGGCGAUCCGGCGCCUGGCGCGGCGGGGCGGCGUGAAGCGGAUCUCGGGGCUCAUCUACGAGGAGACCCGCGGGGUGCUCAAGAUCUUCCUGGAGAACGUCAUCCGCGACGCCGUCACCUACACCGAGCAUGCGCGCCGCAAGACCGUCACCGCCAUGGACGUCGUCUACGCGCUCAAGCGCCAGGGCCGCACGCUCUACGGCUUUGGCGGCUAGGCGAUAAGCUUCAUCAGGGAACUGUAGGGAGUAGUUCGUGGUUUGUCGGUGAACUGGUUGCCAUGGUGUUGAUGUUCGGAAUGUGUAGUUGUGAUGUAAUCCAAUGCUUUUGGGAUGAAGAAAUUUAUUGUGAUUCACAUGCAUCUCUCCCUGAACGUAUCAGCAUCAAUCCAAUCCUAAUUUCUGCA
This is a messenger RNA of Brachypodium distachyon (stiff brome), 729 nucleotides long. Its product is annotated as histone H4. Gene Ontology annotation, cellular component: nucleosome. Lineage: Eukaryota; Viridiplantae; Streptophyta; Magnoliopsida; Poales; Poaceae. Bases 230 to 541 code for a protein of 103 amino acids. Gene Ontology annotation, molecular function: structural constituent of chromatin; DNA binding; protein heterodimerization activity. The record is from RefSeq and is a predicted model, not a curated record. The transcript has a single exon. Gene Ontology annotation, biological process: nucleosome assembly.